UCUUGAAAUAAAAUUCUGUCAGUAACAAGCAUUUCCACAUCUUUGAUCUAAUGCAGCACAGCACGCAAACACCCACCCACACACAGCUGAUAAAGACCAAGUAAGUAACAACAGUCAGUGUCACAUUUCCUUUGUAAACCACACUGCUCUUUUUAAGUGUUCGCGUGACAGUCAAGACUGUCAGUCAGUCGGGUAGCCUAAGGGUACCCCGCCUGCAGCCACUCUUGCAGGAUGAAGGCCCACUGGUGGAACUGUGUGUUGGGUUUACUCUGCAUGCCUGCUAACGUAAUGCUCAGCACCUGGACAGGUGAGUGUGUGUUUUCUCAAGAUCCCUCGUCCAUCUCUCUAAUGAGAGUCAACUCAUCUGCUAAGAUCACAUGCUCCACAUCCUUGCCUGAGCCCAUGGGCUUGUACCUGCAGAGGGCCUUUCAUGACAAAAGGGACAUUGUGUUCUUGUCCUUGAAGAACGGACUAGUGACCAAGAAUACUACAGCUGCAGAAUUUGUAGGCCGAAUUAACGUAGCUCCAGACCAGCAGAUCCGGGAGGGCUACGGGUUUACCCUGCAGCUGUCUCUGCUGGGGCAGGAGGACACAGGCUUGUAUUACUGUAGCUGGCUAUACUUCAAAUCAGAUAUGGCGAAUUCUGAAAAACUGCCCAGCAAUGGCACCAUUAUUAUUGUCAAAGAGGGAGAUCCACAGGAACAAUGCAGGGAUCACAUUUGGGCUCUCAUCUUGAUUGCCUUUUUUGUCACAGCAUUCACUGUCCUUUUGUUCCUCCUCGUUCGAGUGAUUGUGAGACGCAAACGAUUUAAAAAGAACUUCAGACCGGCCAGAGCUGUAAAACCACCCAGAGUUAACCGGCCUCACCAUAUCUGUCCUCAGCGGGGAGAUCAACAUUGUACCUACUUAGACACAUAUGUAAAUAGUCCUACUUUGGAUUUCAGGGGCAUUCUGUAGUGCUAAGAAUCGAUGUGAUGAUAAUGAUAUGACAUGGCCAUUCUUUAGAACAGUUGUUGUCAAAACGGAUUAAUGAACUAUACGGUUAAUGUAUUGCACAGAGGGUUUGUAACAGAUGGUUAAGAUAUUUUGAGUCAGCAGCUUGCCUAAUGUGCUCAACCCAGGAAAGGUGUCUCACUUCUUGCUCAUUUCCUUUUUUAUACAAAUUUGUGUUUUGUUUGCAGAAAAGCGAUGAGCUACCACAUCCUGGCUGAUGUUGGGUGUACAGGUUCAAUGUGUGUGAAGAGUGUUAGUAAAAAAGUGCAGAGCAAGCAUUAUUGUUCUUCUAUACAGUAUGUCGCAUUACAGGUGGGCUUAAACUGUUGACUUUUGCAGGAUACCUAUUCUACGUGUUUCCUUUGAGUGUCAUAAAUAAUUUGAACUUUUUGAACCAAUUUCUGUCUGAAUUUAUGUACAUUAAAUCUCAAUAUUU
Molecule: messenger RNA, 1429 nt
Organism: Sander lucioperca (pikeperch)
Lineage: Eukaryota; Metazoa; Chordata; Actinopteri; Perciformes; Percidae
Exons: 4
Coding region: 232-957 (241 amino acids)
Biological process (GO): adaptive immune response
Cellular component (GO): membrane
Molecular function (GO): signaling receptor activity
Source: RefSeq, a predicted model, not a curated record